Molecule: messenger RNA, 879 nt
Organism: Moesziomyces aphidis
Lineage: Eukaryota; Fungi; Basidiomycota; Ustilaginomycetes; Ustilaginales; Ustilaginaceae
Source: the annotation of a GenBank genome assembly
AUGUUGCCUCUUCACCACCGCCACCACUACCACCCUGCUCGCGCUGUCACGAUGAUGGUCUCGACGACGUACUCAUCUACGCGAGCGGCGACAGCUCCAACGCAGCUGAUCCUUCGCGGCACACGCGAAGGCGACCUCGCCGCCACACUCUCUGCCCAGAGAACACCCUCUUCUUCUCGCUGCGCCAAAGCUGGGCGGCUGCCGCUAUUCACAUGGUCCGAUCUGGUCGCCAUCGUCAGCACUGGCAACCUGCAGCGUCUCGCGCGCCACCCCGAAGACCUGCGCGAGUACUUCGCCUGGAUGGACUCGGUCAAGCUCUCCUACGGCUCCGUACAGUCGUUCAUUCUUGCCGAACGCCUCACAGCAUCCUACCUCCUCGAUCCUCCGCCUGCGGAGAGCGACACGGCGGCGUGUUUCAAGGGCUCAUUCGAGCCAAGUCGCGAGUGCCAGAUCCUGGUCAAUGACUGGCCCUACUCGGUGCCCACAGACGUGAUCCACAAUGUCGUCUGGUCGUAUCGCCCGAUUCUGCACCGCAGUCUGGUAGCGGGGACGGAAAAGGCGGUGGAAGAAGCAGCUUGGGCCGUGGUUGCAAAGCGCGGUCUGUGCGGAUCGCUGUCGAAGCACGGCCUGGUCGUACCUUCGUUACAAGACCAUGCGCAGCAUGUACCGGACUUGCACGGCCUUGUAGGCACGUGUGGCGAGCAAGAAGCGGAGGCAAAGGUGCACGGUGCUUUGAGGAACGCUUGCAGAGAGAUCGUCGCAUUCGUAGAAAAGCACUGGGACUUGGAUAUGUGCGAGGUGGUCUUCUUCGCCAACCCGCCAAGUUUACAGUCGGUUCCCUCGCUUGCACAUUUUCACGUCCUUGUUCGUCCCCUAUAG